Messenger RNA from Hypoxylon trugodes, 1140 nucleotides. RefSeq lists its product as uncharacterized. The transcript is spliced from 3 exons. Bases 115 to 906 code for a protein of 263 amino acids. The record is from RefSeq and is a predicted model, not a curated record. Gene Ontology annotation, molecular function: L-iditol 2-dehydrogenase (NAD+) activity. Gene Ontology annotation, biological process: D-sorbitol catabolic process. Lineage: Eukaryota; Fungi; Ascomycota; Sordariomycetes; Xylariales; Hypoxylaceae.
UAGGCAGUAAAGUGGAAAAUAUCAAGGUUGGAGAUCGCGUAGUAAUCGAGCCCGGUGUGCCUUGUAUGAGGUUAUUCUUCAAGCGCCACCGUCCAAAAAUGUGAUGUGGCUUGCAUGCUGACGGAUCGACAUAGAUGUGCUAAUUGCCAGUAUAAAAAUUACAACAUGUGCGCUGGUGUCAUACUCAGUACUCUUCAGAAAUACUACGUCGUCCCUAGUGUUUACUGCCAUGCACUACCGGCCAGUGUAGAUGCUGAGGAUGGGGCGCUCGUCGCACUUGUCGCCCUUGCGCUUCGAAUCUGUCAAGUCGCCGAGCUGCAAGCCCGUCAAAACGUCCUCGUCCUCGGCUCCAACUCCAUCGGCAUAUUGACUCAAAUGAUUGCGAAUAUGCAAGGAGCUAGAGUUAUUGGAGUUGACACCUCCCACUGGCGCACCUCAUUUGCUUCGGGAUCCAGCGCGCAUGGCGUGUGUGUCCCGAAAUGGUCUUCUACUUCUACCACUGACUCAGCCAGUCCGCCACCCGAGGUAGUAGAUCAAAUUGUGCAUCAAUUCCGUCUUGGCGAUGGCGCCGACGUCGUUGUGGAUUGCACCGGUUCUGAAUCCUACAUUAAAACCGGUGUGUUCGCGGCAAAAAGGGGAGGGACGUAUGUACAAGCUACAGUAGUUGAUCCGUUCGUUGAACUUCCCAUCGUGAUGGCUCAAGAAAAGGCCUUGAAUAUUAAAGGGUCGGUUCGCGACAUAGCAGAUUGCUAUCCUUCUGCCAUAGACCUAGUCGCAUCCGGAAGAAUCACUCCUCGGAUCCUUGUCAUGAACCGAUUUGAGGCCGAUGAAGCCGAGGAAGCUUUCGAGGAAGUUAACGAAAAUCGAGAGUACAGUAUGAAGGUUAUGAUCAAAGGCAUUCCAUGAAUGGGAGUUUUUUAUCCAACCAGCAAAUAAGUUUCUACGUUUCGGGGGAGAUAUUCAAUUUAUAUCUGGCUAAAUCUCUAUUACGCCUAAUUAUUUCUCCGUAAUUCAAAUCCAUCACGAGUUCAAUUUUUGGUGGAGACACUCUCCAACGAAACUUCACUGGUGCGCACCAAGUCCGAUAGCCGCCUGCGGGAACAACGGCAUUUGAUUGGAGGGGAUCUAGUCACCGGCGCA